This is a messenger RNA of Vanderwaltozyma polyspora DSM 70294, 888 nucleotides long. RefSeq names its product nicotinate-nucleotide diphosphorylase (carboxylating) (gene BNA6). The coding region runs from base 1 to 888 and encodes 295 amino acids. Gene Ontology annotation, molecular function: nicotinate-nucleotide diphosphorylase (carboxylating) activity. The record is from RefSeq and is a predicted model, not a curated record. The transcript has a single exon. NCBI's taxonomy places the organism in Eukaryota, Fungi, Ascomycota, Saccharomycetes, Saccharomycetales, Saccharomycetaceae. Gene Ontology annotation, cellular component: cytoplasm. Gene Ontology annotation, biological process: quinolinate catabolic process; NAD+ biosynthetic process.
AUGAGCGAUUUCCAGAAUUUGUUACCGAUUAAUGGUUCCUGGAAGACAGAUGUGACCAAUUGGAUACAAGAAGAUAUACCAUCUUUUGAUUUUGGAGGUUUUGUAGUUGGGACUGAUGCUAAGGGGGCUACUUUGUUAUGCAAAGCAGAUGGUGUAUUAUGUGGGAUUCCUUUUGCUCAAGAAGUAUAUGAUCAAUGUGGGUUACAAGUUGAAUGGCUUUAUAAGGAAGGGGUAAUGUUGAAACCUUCUGAGACAGAGACCGGAAAGAUCCCAAUUGCAAAGAUACAUGGUCCAGCAAGAAAUAUUUUACAGGCAGAAAGGUUAUCUUUAAAUAUUUUGAGUAGAAGUUCUGGUAUUGCUACUGCCUCUAGAACCAUCAUUGAAAAAGCUAGAGAAUCUGGUUAUACAGGGACCAUUGCCGGGACAAGAAAGACGACACCAGGUUUGAGAAGAUUGGAAAAAUAUUCAAUGCUAGUUGGUGGAUGUGAUACUCACAGAUAUGAUCUUUCCUCGAUGGUUAUGUUGAAGGAUAAUCAUAUCUGGUCCACUGGCUCGAUUAGUAAGGCAGUCGGUAGUGCCAGAAGUGUCUGUGGUUUUGCUGUUAAGAUUGAAGUAGAAUGCCAAUCUGAAGAAGAGGCAGACGAAGCAAUAUCAUCAGGUGCAGACGUCAUUAUGUUGGAUAACUUUACUAAUGAAGAACUUAAAAUAUGUGCCAGAAGUUUAAAGACGAGAUGGAAAGGUGAAAAGAACUUCUUGUUAGAAUGUAGCGGUGGAUUGACAUUACAAAAUAUCGAUAGUUAUUUGUCUAAUGACAUAGAUAUUUAUAGUACAAGUUCUAUUCAUCAAGGUACAAAAGCUAUUGAUUUUUCAUUAAAAAUCGAUCACUAG